GUUCAUACGCGCUCUUCUGCUCACGCGCCUCCUCACAUGUAACUACUGUCAUCAAUGGCAAAAGCGCUCGCGCAGAAGGGACUAAUUAUUUUCCAUUUGGAGGAUAAUUAAAGCGAGUGAUUAGAGUAACGACGGGGGCUGUGAAGGGAAAGUCACCCAUUUUUGGCCCUUUGUCCAAUGACAAUGUUUCAGACUGUCCCUGACACUUCAUCAUAUGUCAAGGAGGCGCUAUCAGUGGUGAGUGAAGACCAGUCUCUAUUUGAGCCUCCCUACGCAUCUGCUGCCCCUCUACCCAAAACAGACAUGACAGCAUCUAGCACACAGGAUUACGGACAGCAGCACAAGAUUAAUCCCAUACAGCCUCAACAGGAGUGGAUCAAUCAGCCGGCCCGCAUUAACGUAAAACGCGAAUACGACCACCUCAACGGAACCAGAGAAUCCCCUGUGGACUGCAGCGUGGGGAAAUGCAAUAAGCUGGUGAGCAGCUCAGACACGUCGCAGAUGGGUUACGGAGGCUACAUGGAUGAGAAGAGUGCCCCGCCCCCUAACAUGACCACCAACGAGAGGAGAGUCAUAGUUCCAGCAGAUCCUUCUCUGUGGUCCCCGGAUCAUGUACGGCAGUGGCUGGACUGGGCUGUAAAAGAGUACGGCCUUCUAGAAAUCGACACAGCCAUGUUCCAGAACACGGAUGGCAAGGAACUGUGUAAGAUGAGCAAAGAGGAUUUCCUGAGACUCACCACUGUGUAUAAUGCUGAAGUCCUGCUCUCACAUCUUAAUUACCUCAGGGAAAGUAGCUCAUCACUAUCAUACACCACACCAUCUCACACUGACCAGUCUCCACGUCUGGCUGCCAAAGAAGACGCCUCAUAUGAUGCUGUACGGAGGACAGGCUGGUCAAACAACAUGCACAGUGGUAAAGGCUCCCCUACUGUGGUCUCACAGAAUGUAUCUAAGAGCACUGAACAAACCAGGCCUCAGCCAGAUCCGUAUCAGAUCUUAGGACCCACAAGCAGUCGUCUUGCCAAUCCAGGCUCAGGUCAGAUCCAACUGUGGCAGUUCCUCUUGGAGCUUCUAUCCGACAGCGCCAACGCUAGCUGUAUCACGUGGGAAGGCACAAACGGCGAGUUUAAAAUGACCGACCCCGACGAGGUCGCGCGGCGCUGGGGAGAGCGCAAGAGCAAGCCCAACAUGAACUAUGACAAGCUGAGCCGUGCGCUGCGCUACUACUAUGACAAAAACAUCAUGACCAAGGUGCACGGCAAGCGAUACGCCUACAAGUUUGACUUCCAUGGCAUCGCUCAAGCGCUGCAGCCCCACCCCACUGAGUCUACCAUGUACAAGUAUCCGUCUGAAUUGGCCUAUGUGCCUUCUUACCACGCUCACCAGCAGAAGGUCAACUUCGUCCCACCACACCCACCUUCCAUGCCCGUCACGUCAUCCAAUUUUUUUGGCCCUUCUAACCCUUAUUGGAGCUCCCCUACGGCAGGUAUCUACCCCAGUGCCAGUGUGCCCAGACAUCCCAACACUCAUAUGCCCUCACACCUGGGUAGUUACUACUAAAUCCAGUCAGCCACAUGCCAACCAAAAGCUGCACUCAAAAGGAGGGCAAAAAUUGAAAAAGAAAAAAAAUGACAAUUUAUAAAAAUGAAGGAGAAUCAGGGCUAAAUUCACUAAAGCAAGGAUCUGGAUGAAGAAAAAAGAAAAAAGGAAGGAGGAAGAAUGAACCAAAAACUGGAUG
Molecule: messenger RNA, 1738 nt
Organism: Tachysurus vachellii
Lineage: Eukaryota; Metazoa; Chordata; Actinopteri; Siluriformes; Bagridae
Gene: fli1
Product: Fli-1 proto-oncogene, ETS transcription factor
Exons: 10
Coding region: 178-1560 (460 amino acids)
Biological process (GO): cell differentiation; regulation of transcription by RNA polymerase II
Cellular component (GO): nucleus
Molecular function (GO): sequence-specific DNA binding; DNA-binding transcription factor activity, RNA polymerase II-specific
Source: RefSeq, a predicted model, not a curated record